Molecule: messenger RNA, 748 nt
Organism: Ipomoea triloba (trilobed morning glory)
Lineage: Eukaryota; Viridiplantae; Streptophyta; Magnoliopsida; Solanales; Convolvulaceae
Product: peptidyl-prolyl cis-trans isomerase FKBP15-1-like
Exons: 6
Coding region: 105-557 (150 amino acids)
Biological process (GO): protein peptidyl-prolyl isomerization
Molecular function (GO): peptidyl-prolyl cis-trans isomerase activity
Source: RefSeq, a predicted model, not a curated record
CCGAUCGCGGCCAAUUAUAUCUCUAACUUCGAUUCUGAAGCUUAAGCACACUUGACUGGAAGGCCAAUUUUGCAGUGAGAGGAAACUCGAGAAAUACAGUGAAAAUGAGAUUCGGCUAUGCGGUUUCAGUUCUUCUACUUCUCGCGGUUUUAGCAUUAGUUGCAGCGAAGAAAUCUGGUGAUGUUACGGAAUUACAGAUCGGUGUGAAGUAUAAGCCAAAGACUUGUGAACUCCAGGCUCAUAAAGGUGACAGAGUCAAAGUACACUAUCGGGGAAAACUUACUGAUGGAACUGAAUUUGAUGCCAGCUAUGAAAGGGGUGACCCCAUUGAAUUUGAGCUUGGUACUGGUCAAGUGAUUAAAGGAUGGGAUCAAGGACUACUAGGAAUGUGUGUGGGAGAGAAGAGAAAAUUGAAAAUACCUUCUAAACUUGGUUAUGGAGAUAGUGGGUCCCCACCUAAGAUCCCAGGUGGUGCAACACUUAUCUUUGACACUGAGCUUGUUGCCGUGAAUGGAAAGACAUCAGCAGGAGACAAAGCUGAUGAGAGUGAACUAUAAUCUUACGGUGAAUCGAAACACGUGAAGUUGUUAUUUUCUGGUAGCUUUGAUUUUUGGGUCAUGGGAACAUUAUUAGCCAGUCCCUGAGUGGUUUUAUUUGUGUUGUGUACUAAAUAUUCUGAUCUGUAUUUUGCAACAACACAUCAGUAAUAACACUAAUCAAAUGGUCUCGAAAGUUGCCUGGAUGUCCU